This is a messenger RNA of Psylliodes chrysocephalus, 674 nucleotides long. The record is from the annotation of a GenBank genome assembly. NCBI's taxonomy places the organism in Eukaryota, Metazoa, Arthropoda, Insecta, Coleoptera, Chrysomelidae.
AUGGUUGCAAAUAAAUUGUUUGCGUUAUUAUUGUUGGAAGAGGAAGAACAAGAGGAACUGGCAAUUGCAACCGUCAAAGUUUCCAAUAAGCCAGUGAAUGAGUUGUUUUUCUGUCGCGAUGCAGAAGAGCAUUCAAAUUCUUAUAUUUUAGUCAUGUACUUAGUCAUUCAAUUUUCCGAUGAAUGCGGGGGUGGCCUAGCAUUAAUUCAUCGUAAAUGGUUGACACCACGUAAAAGAAGAGUUUAUUGGCCGCCCUACAAGGAAUUAAAUACUUUUAACAAAUCGCUUAAAAAUGGAGAGGAAGUAAAUGAGUCUUGGAGUCUGUAUGGUGUUAAGCGAAUUUUUUAUGAAACUGAUGAUUUGGAAAAGGGGAGAAGAAAAUUAAAACAGGCAGAAAAUUCAAGUGACCUAAAUUCAGAAUUUGAUGAGGAAGCACCCAGAAAGAGUGCGAGCAAAAAAAAAAUUUUGUAGUAGCAGCGAGGAUGAGAGUAAUGAAGAAAGUGCAUUGGAAAGGCCUCCAAAAAUUUUAAAGAAAAAUAUAUUAAAGAAAUGUAACGGUAAUAAAAUUUUAUGUUUUACAUACCUUUAGUAAUUACUGCAAUCACAUACAUUUUGAAUUUUAACUGAUACAUUAAAAAAUGCUUUUUGUUAAGUAUGGAUAUGUUUUUUGGGGA